AUGAGAAUCGAAAGAUUGAACAAGUGCUGCGGCUCGAGAGGCAAUUUGAGCGCCGUAGACUUCCAACCACAUUCUAGACAAGAAAACACACACAGAAUCGCAACUUCCGGAGGAACAUAUGUACAAAUAUGGGCAAUAGCAAAGACAAAUGACAAAUUAUGUGCACUUCCAGUCAAAUGUGUGCUACUGUAUACUUUCAAGGAACACUCGCCGUACGACGUUACGACAGUUAGAUGGUCGCCGAACGGGCAGUACCUGGCAAGCACAGAUUCAGGAGGAAUCACGAACAUUCUCAGGAGGAACGAAAAGAAAACAGAGCUGAUGGAAAAGAUGAUUGCGUCGAAGCUGUCAGGGGACGCGGCGGAGAUCCCGGAUUCCCUCGAGGAGACGACGAAGGUGACCAAGUACACGAUCAAGUACGACGGCACGGAAAAGCAGAAGAGCAACCACGCAGGAAUCUCGAGAAUUUCACUGACAUCGAAGAGUGUGCAGGUGGAGUCGAAGGAAGUUAAGUCGGACAGCCUGAACCUGCUGGACCACAACAACCUCGACGGGAACAUGGAGUCGUGGGAGGCGCUGGCGACGCUAUCAUGCCCGAAUAACAUGGGCCAGCUCUUCGACAUAAGCUGGGCGCCGGACAACAGGAGCAUCAUCGGAGGAGGAAUGAACGGACACGUUAUCGUCUUCGACAUACACACGAAGGAGAUCGUGGCGAAGUUCGACGCCCUGGAAAACAAGGCGGACUCAGCCUCGGGGCGAGGAUACAUCAAGAGCGUGGCCUGGGACCCAAUGACGCUCUUCGUGGCAGUGCAGAGCAGCACCAAGGAAAUCUCAGUCUGGAGAAGGUCGCCGCCACUGCCGCCGGGGUCGCCAGUGAAGUGGACGUUUAAGCGGGUGCUCUACCAGGAUCACCUGGCACAAGCGUCGAACGCAGACGUGCUGGGAGGCUCGAGAGUGUCCUGGGCGCCGAACGGGAAGAACGUGGUAUUCCCGAACUCGUCAAUCAACACGCAUGAGUUCGCAACCUGCUACCAGGUCAACCACAACACGGACUCAUUUGCACACGCGCUGAGCAGAAACGGCUGUGACAAGAACCAGCUGCAGUACCACUUCGACAUGAGCGACCACAGCAUAGAGCAGGAGCCGCUGCUCCUGAGAGGGCACGCCGCUCGAAUAAGGAACGUGCGCUUCUCCCCGGACAUCAUGAAGUCGACCCUGGCAGACGGGCAGGGAGAAGAGAAGUACUUCCUGCUGGCGCAGUCGAGCGACGACAACAUGCUCUCAGUCUGGAGGUUCAAGAGCGUCCACGGAGCAGCGACGAGCGCGGAGUGCGUGUGCGUGAUUAAGAACUUCCUCGACGAACAGUCGAGCAUUGAGGACCUCUCCUGGGGAGACUUCGGAAGGUGCCUGGCGGUGGCCUCGAGUCAAGGAGGCCUGAUACUGAUACAGUUCACAUACGAGGACAUCGGAGCGAAGUUCCACACGAACAGGAUCCAGGGGAUGAACCUGCAGGACAUGAGCCAGCCCUCGGAGGACCUGUUCAGCUACUCGGACCAGGUGAACGAAGCGAGGGACGAAAGCAAAAGCGGGUCUGACAAAACGGAACCGGAGCUGAAUCACACGUCGGAAGGGAGGUAUAGGCACUCAGGCACAGCAUCAUUGAAUACACAAGGGAGAAUUAAUCAGUGCGUCAGCUGCAUUAGCAAAGGCGUUGAUAUUUCCAAAAUCGAUGAAAGCAUUGUAGAGGGUGUGCGUGACUACAUGAAUAGCGGCGAUAGUGUCGGAAAUCCCGGUGAAAUGAGUAUAAGUGUUGUUAAAAAUCCUGAUGAAAUUAGAAGCAGUGUUAAUAAAAAUCCUGGCGAAAUUAGCAGUGGUAUCGCAAUCAUGGAGGCAAUUUGUAAAAAUAUUGUUACGCGUUGUUGCAAAAAUGACGAAAACGUUGUUUUAACGGUAUACAUAUUCGGGCACAUAGCAUACACGUUUUUGUUGACAUGUUAUCGCAUCUUUGUGUGCCUAACCAUGUAUAAAACGAAGCUGAACGAGAGUUUGGCAAAAAGAGUAAAGAGAUUGAGGACGAUAUCACAUGUGUGUGGUUACAGAGUGCUAGAUUUCUUCUACCUGUGUAACUUUACAGUGGAGAGUGAGUCUAAGGGAAACACGUCAAAGAAAAGAGCGAAGGGAACGAAAAAGAUGAAGGUGACACAGCAGAUUCAACAGGAAAUAGUACAUGAAGUAUGGCUAGACAUGGACUACGGGUCGGAGAACGCACUGAUGAGUCAUUACUGGAAGGACACAGAUUAUGUACCGGAAAUGGGACAGAAGGAAGCACAUGUUGCAGAGAACAGGAUUGAGAGUCCGAUAAACGAAGAGAGUGCGGAAGUAGUCAAGGCGAGGGCGAUGGAACUGGCGUCAGUGAGGUUGGAGAGGCCAAUGAAGAUAGCAAAAACCAACAAAGGAGAGAGGUCGAGAACAACUAGGAGUUCUCUAAGCGGGAUGAACGUGUGUAGCACAGGGCCGUACUUAAACGGAAGCAUGUUCUCACACCCGGUGCUGAGAAGCUCGGUGGCAAUAACAGUGGCCUCCAGAAAGGUGCUGGCAGUCAACUUCUCUAAGACAGUCACGUCGGUCACAAGCGCACUCUGCUGCUUCGACGAAUCGGACUUUAAGAUACACUGGGUCCAGUACCUGAACAGAGGAUACGUGACACACAUGGAGAGCCUGGGAGACCUCGUGGCGGUGCUGGCGCAAAAGUUCGACGGAGAGGCGGGAACGUACCUGAGUGUGCUUAACGUGGCAGAAAACAGAACGCUGAUCGGCCAGGUGGAGCUGGAGGUGGCCCCAGUCUCGAUAUUCAACACGUUAAAGUACACAGACGCGUAUCUCUGCAUGAUAACCACGAAUCUGAGGCUGGUUAUGCUGAAGUACGAGGGCGAGGGCGGCCUGAGGCACGUGAUCGACGUGGAACUGGGCACGAGCUCGAGGGACAACAUAAUUAAAAUCGAAGUCGUCAACACGGCGAAGAAUUGCACAGUUACGCUAAAUGAGAAGUUGAGGAGCCGAUUAGAGAAACAAGGGUUUCAGGGCCAUUGCGCGAGAGGACAUCCAGGACACACCUCAGAACUUGGAGCACAUACAGGCCAAACAAAUAGUUCUGGAGGAUGUUGGGAACAAUUCGGGUGUGAAGAGCAGUAUUUGAACUUGGGGGACAGCCUGGCGUUUAUAGUGUACAAGAGGAAUAAGACAGUGUCGGUAUUUUCGGAAAGGUACGAGGAGUUUGAACUGACCGCGGACCACUUCGAGUUCACAAACAACACUCUGAGCACACACCAGUUUAACCUGGACUCGCUGUUCAGGUUUUACCAGAGUGGGUCGAACACGGAGCUGUUUGCAAAGAUGGACUACAGCGGGUCGCUGUCAAGCGUAAUGGAGUCGUUCGGGAUCGAGUACGAAGGCAUGGAAGCCGCCAAUGUUGUUGGUACCAGCAGUGGUGUCGGUGGCAACAAUACUAGUAGUAACGUUGGUGGUGACAACUCAAACGCCAGUACCGAUGCCACAACCAACAAUACCGGUGCCAAUAACUGUCCUACAACCAAUAAUACUGGUGCCAAUAACAGUGUCGGUACCAACAGCUCUGAUAACAGCAAUUAUCAGCGCGGGGAGCCGGUGCAAUGCCCCGAUGGGCCUCUGGAAAACCAUGAUUUGAUUAGGAACAGGCUAAAGGCGAGUCUGCUUAUCGGGAGUGGGUGGGAGUACCUGCUGCACCUCCGCGAGUACGUCAAGCAACUGCUCACAAGCGGGAACGUGGGCGAGGUGGUGGAGCUGGCGGAGGACAUGUACAAGAGCAUGCUCACACACAUGGAGGAGGAGAGGCCCACGGAGAGCGGCGGAAACCUGCGCGAAAUCAGGGUCUCUGACGUCGCAAAGCACCCGCAGCUGUUUCAGCACUGCAGAAACCUCCUCAGGUGCGUAGUCAUGCCUGCCUUGAGCCUCGUCUUCAAGGAGAUAACCGCACAAUCCCAGUGGAAUCCGGACCUUUUGGAGGAAUUCAGGACCCUAAGUGCACAGGUCGGGUGCCAUUACGGUUCUGAGCAGGGAACCUGCCACUCGCCUGCCAAGGUGCCUGAAUUCCUGCGCAGGAUUUCGCCACGUCUGGACUACUCUGAGCAUGAGAGGGCGAGCCUUCCACAGAAAAUUCUGGUCCUGAUGCGGAACGUUCAAGUAUGGGAGAACAUGCUUAAGGUUUAA
Molecule: messenger RNA, 4245 nt
Organism: Theileria orientalis strain Shintoku
Lineage: Eukaryota; Apicomplexa; Aconoidasida; Piroplasmida; Theileriidae
Exons: 2
Coding region: 1-4245 (1414 amino acids)
Biological process (GO): DNA-templated transcription; chromatin organization
Cellular component (GO): nucleus; HIR complex
Molecular function (GO): nucleosome binding; protein binding
Source: RefSeq, a predicted model, not a curated record